AUGGUGUGCCGCGCGCUGGUGGCGUGUCUGAAGCUCGCGGCGCUGACGUCGGUGCUAGGGCAAGUUCCUGCUGUGAACCUGGAGCGCCUUCUUAGACGCGUCCAGGCCUUCACGAGGCCCCCGCCGGCCUUCACGAGGCGGGCGCGGCAGCUGCUGAGGGAGACCGCGGGGCUCCCGCGGGCGCCAGGCGGGCAGCUGCUGGAGCAGGCGGCCGCCGAAGCGGGCGCAUGCAAGGAGAGCCGCGGCCGCGGCCCCCUUCCGUCAGAGGAGGAUGCGCGUGCGCUGUGCGAGUCAGGAUUCCGCAGCAUGCGGGACGCCUACAUGACGGAUUGCCGCGAGCAGACGAAAAGGUGCAACCGCCUUCGCGACCUGAUGGCGGAGUGCCAGGACCUCUGCGAGGAGGCCUUCCGGAGGUGCUCGCCGCCCCCAGUGGAGGGCGGCCUCCUGCCGCGGCUGAGGCGGGCCCUGUGACGGGGCCCGCCCUGCUACGCCGGCCCCCAGGGAGACGACGGCGUGCAACCCCCGACUCACGGGCUCCUCCUCUCCCUCCUCCCUCUCGACCCUUCCGUUCUUUGUG
Molecule: messenger RNA, 577 nt
Organism: Prorocentrum cordatum
Lineage: Eukaryota; Dinophyceae; Prorocentrales; Prorocentraceae
Source: the annotation of a GenBank genome assembly